CUAAAUAAUUAUAUUCCUCUGCAAAAAUCAAUUUCCAAAACCCAUUCUUGUUGAUUCUUCUCCAACCAAACCAAACCAAACUAAACCAAACAUGUCUUCUGUGACACAAGAAACAAAAACAGAACAACAACAUAUGAAGUGGAGAAAACCACCCAGAAAUCAAAUCAACAACAAAAACAAACCCAUUUCAGAAACAGAUCCUAACACAAAACAAAUCCAACCUAUUAUCCAAUCUACACGCUCCAAGUCCACAAUUUCAUCUCUGCUUCUCUCCAAUGAAACAACAUCACAACAACCCAUCAACAAAAAGAUCAACUUUUCAUCUGCAGCAGCUACCUUCAGAGGUUUAGGAUGCACUGCCGGUGCUUCUCAGCAAGUGUCGGUGCCGGCAGUGAUUCGUGCUUCAGCAGAUUGGCCUCAUCAAGGGAAGAAAACCAGAAAAAAGAAGCACAAGAAUAGUAAUGAUGGUUCUUCAUCUUCUUCUUGUGUUGAUUUUCAAGAUGUUUGGUGUGGUCCUGGAAUUGGAUUUUCAGCAGAUGCUGCUGCAUCUGUUGAUUGUGUUGUGUCUAAGAAGAAUGUGUCUUCAAGAGCUAAAAUUGAUGUAGACAAGAUAACUCACAGAGAGCCUUCAUCUUCCUUCCGAAGGCGCACUGCUGUCUACCCAGAAACCUUCUCUUUUCCAGACACCGAUCCUGACAUUUUCACAGCAUGCUCUUUUGGAACUGCAACAUACCCUCGUCAUAUCAGAGAUCUUUCGUCUGAUGAUUUUUCUGAGAUAAUGGCGCUUCAAGGAAGAAUACUAAUGGGAGGACGAUUCAAUUCACGUGAUCUUUACAGAGAUUGGAGACUAGAUGUUGAUAACAUGUCAUAUGAGCAAUUGCUUGAGCUCAGUGAGAGAAUUGGUUAUGUGAAUACUGGACUUAAAGAAGACGAGAUUGAACCUUACAUAAGGAAGACUAAGCUUCAGUUUUCAGAUGAUGCGUCAAAGCAUCAAGUAGACAAAAAGUGCAGCAUUUGCCAGGAGGAGUUUGAAGCAGAUGAUGAGCUUGGGAGGCUUAACUGUGAUCACUUGUAUCACUUUCAAUGUAUACAACAAUGGGUUGCACACAAAAAUUUCUGCCCUGUGUGUAAGCAGCAGGUUGCAGCUCGACACUGAGUGAAAAACUCCUAUGUUUUUUUUUUGACAUUCUCAUCCUAAAAUUAGGUGUAUAAUUUUUUAUAUUCAAAAUUUUCAUAUUUUGGUGUCAAACAACAUUUCAUCUUCCAAACUUUUAGCCUCCUUGUUGAGGAGUCUGUAAUAUAUGUUAUUGGAUUAAGGUUUCUUAACAAUGGAUUUAUUUUAUGCUUCA
Medicago truncatula (barrel medic) is the source of this 1349-nucleotide messenger RNA. RefSeq lists its product as uncharacterized. Gene Ontology annotation, molecular function: ubiquitin protein ligase activity. NCBI's taxonomy places the organism in Eukaryota, Viridiplantae, Streptophyta, Magnoliopsida, Fabales, Fabaceae. The record is from RefSeq and is a predicted model, not a curated record. The coding region runs from base 92 to 1156 and encodes 354 amino acids. The transcript has 5 exons.